Molecule: messenger RNA, 1803 nt
Organism: Rosa chinensis
Lineage: Eukaryota; Viridiplantae; Streptophyta; Magnoliopsida; Rosales; Rosaceae
Product: (-)-germacrene D synthase
Exons: 8
Coding region: 1-1803 (600 amino acids)
Biological process (GO): diterpenoid biosynthetic process
Molecular function (GO): magnesium ion binding; terpene synthase activity
Source: RefSeq, a predicted model, not a curated record
AUGGUCGAAGAAGCGAAUGGAGGAGUUGUAGAGGACAGAGCCGGCGGAGGAGGUGGGGACAGGGAGGUCGCUGGUGAGGCCAACGACGCAGUUGCCGAUGUGGGAGUUGCACGAGGAAGGAGCAAAAUGUCUGCUCAUCCAGUUGAAGCUCAAACCCCAACUGUGACUCCAGAUGUUAACCGACGCUCGGCUAACUUUUCUCCCAGCAUUUGGGGCGACCAUUUUCUGUCAUAUUCUUCCCUGGAAAUGGACUCUAAACUUGAGCAACAGGUCCAGGAACUGAAAGAAGAAGUGAGGAGGACGCUAAUGGCUCCAGUGAAAAACCCCUCACAAAAAUUGGACUUCAUCGAUAACAUUCAGCGUCUAGGCGUGUCCUACCACUUUGAGGAUGAGAUUUAUAAAGUUUUGGAGCAAAUUCAUAGGUUUUAUUAUGAACGUGAUGAGCUACAAAAUGAUGACGACAAUCUUUACACUACUGCUCUCUGUUUUCGAUUGCUUCGACAGCAGGGUUAUAAUAUUUCAUGUGGUGUGUUCAACAAGUUUAAAAAUGGUGAUGGAAAAUUUAAGGAAGCACUUCUCAAUGAUGUACCUGGACUACUGAGCUUGUAUGAAGCAACACAUCUGAGAACUCAUGGAGAGGACAUUCUUGACGAGGCACUAACCUUCACCACCACUAAUCUUGAAUCUACAACACAUCGUGGUUUAAGCCCCUCACUUUCAAAACAAGUGACACAUGCUCUACAUCAGCCACUCUGGAAGGGCUUACCAAGGCUAGAAGCAAGGCAUUACAUGUCUAUAUAUCAGGAACGCGAUUCACAUGACGAAACUCUCCUAACCUUUGCAAAGUUGGACUUCAAUCUACUGCAACAAGUCCAUCAAAAAGAAUUAAGUGAAAUUACAAGGUGGUGGAAGGAGUUGGAUACUGCAAAUAAGCUAUCUUUUGCAAGAGAUAGAGUAGUGGAGUGCUACUUCUGGAUCCUGGGAGUCCACUUUGAGCCUCAAUAUUAUCCUUCAAGGAUGAUACUAAGCAAAGUUAUUGCCUUGACGUCCGUAAUUGAUGACAUUUACGAUGUCUACGGCACAUUUGAAGAACUGGUGCUCUUUACUGAAGCUAUUGAGAGGUGGGAUAUCUCUGCCAUAAAUCAACUGCCAGAGUAUAUGAAAGUUUGUUAUCAAGAACUGUUAGGAAUCUACAGUGAAAUUGAAGAAAGUCUUGCAAAUGAGGGAAAAUUAUAUCGCAUCCAUUAUGCGAGAGAAGCAUUCAAAGUUGUAGUUAGAGCUUACUUCCAAGAAGCCAAAUGGUUCCACCAGAAAUACACACCGACUCUGGAGGAGUACAAGUCUGUAGCACUUGUGACAACUUGCCAGACAAUGUUUGCAACCAUGUCCUUUAUAGCUAUGGGUGAUAUCGUUACAAAAGACACCUUCAAUUGGUUGUUUAGUGACCCUAAGAUUUUGAAAGGUUCCAAAGUAGUUUCCAGAUUCAUGGAUGACAUGGUCACCCACAAGUUUGAGCAAGAGAGGGGACAUGUUUCCUCAGCAGUGGAAUGCUACAUGAUAGAACAUGGUGCAUCAGAAGAAGAAGCAAUAACUGAACUAACUAAACAACUGGAUAGUGCAUGGAGUGACAUGAACGAAGGGUGGAUUGACCCUACUGCAAUCCCUCUGCCCCUCCUAGUGCGGAUUAUUAAUCUUGCUCGCGUGAUUGAAGUGAUAUACAAGUGUGAAGAUGGGUAUGCUAAUAGUGGAGGUGAGCUCAAGGGUUUUGUAGCUUCUCUAUUAGUUGAACAUGUGCCUGCAUGA